AUGGAUUUUCCUAGUUCAAAAGUUAGUGAUCCGAAAUAUAUAGAAAAAAAGCGAGCUGAAUUGAAAGAGUUUUUUAAAAAUGCUUUUCCUCAAGAAGCCUUAGAUAAGAUAAUUGAAAACGAGUUGAAGCCCCUUACAGAAGGAUUUAACAACAAUAGGCCUUAUAUUGCUGCGUCUGCAUCUGGACCAGCGAAGUCUGAGUAUGAUGUAAUGACUGGGCAACCGUUCACUGAAUUUGAUAACCAUGAUAGACCCUUAACUAUAGAGGAAAUAAAAGAAAAAGUAAAAGAUAAUCCUAUCAUAGCAGAGAAAGCAAAGCAAAUCCAGAUUGUUAUAAAUUCCGAAAAUAAAGAUAUUGCAAUACCUAUAGAUCAAAUACAAAUAUCUAAGUAUACUGACAUGAAAGCUGAGUUGGCCUCUGCAGAUGGAGAUAUUGAAAGAGUGAAAGCAAUAAAAUACAAGAAUAACCAAAUAUUAAUGACUGCAGUAGCUGAAUAUAAAGCUAAAAGUAAGAUUUGUAAGUCUCUACCUAUAAUAGAAGAUAGUAUAUCAGAUGAAUCAAGUGAUGAUAAAGAAUUUGAUGCUAUCGACAAAGUUGUUACGGAGUACACUAAUAAGUCUUAUGAAACGAGAUUUCAAGAAACAAAAGAAAUGUUUCAACAGUUAGCUGACAAAUACGAAGAUCCUAAUUUUACGGAAAAUUAUGAUAUUUGUCCUCAUAAAAUGAAAAUAGAAGAAUAUCCAAUUUUGAAGGAUUCUUCAUCUUGUUUAAUUAAACAGACCGAAAAGCCGUCUGUACUUGAAGUAACGAUGGAAAGUUACUCUAUCAAUGAGGCUAUAAACAUACCAUUAAAGAGUAAUGCUAUAAAAUUUCAUCUCUCAGGUGAAAUCAAAAACGAAGACAUAGAGGACUAUAGGACAAAAAAUCAAAAUGUCAGAGUUGAUGCGAAUAUUUCAAACAACUUUGAAGCAAAGCUUAAAGAUACUGAAAAAUAUUUACAAGACAUCAGUACCAUUUUAAAUCAAAAUAAUACAAAUAUUAAUAAUGAAAAGUUUAGUAAUAUACAAAGGAACGAAUCAAAAGCUUUACCAAGCGAGGAUAGUGGUAAAUCUAAUCAAAAAGUGAAAUUUGAUGCAAAAAUGGAAGAAACUCUACACAGUGCCCUAGAAAACAUAUAUGAUAUUGGUAAGAAUGAGAAUGCCAACAAUAAUGAGCUUGAAUUCAAUGAAAUGAAAAGUCUUGCUCGAAAUAUUGUUGAAGGUGCGGAAAAUUUGAGUACAUUGAUUAGGGAAGACAUAACAAAUAAGCUGAAUAGUAUGAACGAGUUAUUAAACGACGUUAAUGAAGCUUUAGAAAAUUCCAGAAAAUCCAAUACCGUGUAUCAAAACCUUAAGGAAGAAGGCGAGGCACGGAAACGACCUGAAAUAAUCAAAAUUAAUAACAAUGACAAAUCCGAUAUCGACCGGCAAUAUGACGAAAUCGAUAAAAAUAAAGACCAAACUGUAUCUCAAUUGGAAAUAGAUGAUAUAAAUAGUACUAUAAAUGGACUAAACAAUGAAAUACAGUGUCAUGAAAGUAGACUUAACACAAGUAAAGCUAAUUAUGAAAUAAGAAAUAAAGAAUGUCAGGAUUUCAUUAAACAAGUCGAUGGAAUAUUACAAAAGUCUCAUAAUAUUUUGCAUCCUAAAUCUACAGAUCCAAAAGAUAAAUGUAAUUAUAAUACUUGCCUACCACAGCGAAUGGAGAUGACAAAUAAUAAACUUGAUGAGAUCAAUGACCAGGAAAAAGAAAGAAAUAUGAAAAUUGACAAUCUUUUAUACGAUAUUAAAGAUAAGAUGAAGGAUAACAAAGAGGUGCUGCGUCUAGCUAAUAAUUUAUUGAGGCGAGAGGAAAGAAAAAAACUAGUCGCUACGUCUAAAAUUGUAGAAAUAGCAGAAGACGACGAAAAAGCCAAAGGAGAUUAUGUGAGGGACGAUGAGUUAAAAAAAGAUAUUACGAGUAAUGUAUCUGAAGUGCCACUUCUUGAAGAAAUAAAAGAUUCAAAAGAAGAUGAACAGAAAAAGAAAGAGAAUGUAGAAAAAGAGAGACAAAAAGAAUUCCAAAUAAAAAUAGAAAAAGAAUUGGAAGAAAUGAAUCGAGGUCCAAGAAUGACCAAGGAGUUUAUUAAAAAUAAUUGCAAGCAACAUAAAUUAUAUGUUACUCCGUAUCUGAAUGAUAUUUUGUAUUUACAUUUUAAGGGAUUUUCAAAAAUUGAAAAUUUGGAAGAGUAUACAGGAUUGAAAUGCAUAUUUCUAGAAAAUAACGGGAUUGAAAGAAUUGAGGGUCUCGAUACGCUUUCAGAACUGAAGUGCUUGUAUUUGCAUUAUAACGUGAUCAGAAAAAUUGAAAAUUUAAAUGGUUGCCCCAAACUAGACACUCUGAAUCUCGAUCACAAUUUUGUGACUAAAAUUGAGAAUUUAGAUGUAGUUCCGGAUCUCCAUACCCUCAGCAUCAGCCAUAAUAUGCUAAAAACUGUUGAUGAUUUGGACAACUUGAGACAUUGUAAGAAUCUCUCAGUCUUGGAUUUAUCGUAUAAUCGAUUGGAAGAUCCACUCAUAGUAGAUGUUUUAUCUGAUAUGGCUGUUUUAAAAGUAUUAGUACUUACUGGUAACCCCGUAGUACGAAAUAUUCCCGCAUAUCGUAAAACUUUAACUCUACGUCUUAAAGAGUUGUUAAACUUGGAUAAUCGACCAAUAUUUCCUCGUGAUCGUGCUUGCGCUGUCGCAUGGCAGCGUGGAGGAGUUCAGGAAGAAAUUGAUGAGAGAAGACGAUGGAUAGCUAAAGACCAGGAAAAGGUGAUGGAAAGUGUUCGCUACUUGAUAAAGAUGCGAGAUGAAAAUAAAGCAAAACGAGAAGCGAGGGAGAGAGAGGAGAGAGAAAAAAUGGGGCUUCCUGCAAUCGAAGAUAAGGAAGAAGAAAAGGAAGCUCUUGAAGCUGAUCGUAAGCCAGAAGAGCUUAGUAAGGAGCGGAAAUUAAAGGGUGUAGCAGAGGACAUGCUGAGCGGGUCGGAAGCUGAAGACUCUACUAGUGAUAGUGAUUCUAGUGAUGAUGAUUCUAAGUUUCAAGAAGCCGAAACCGAAAAAAUUGAGUGGUCUCAAGUAGAUCGCGGUAAGCAUUUAAUCCAGGAGUUAAAAGAUGAACAAAUUACUGAUGAACAGUGGAGUGGUUUUGGAAUGGGUACAAAUGUCGGCGACAGUUACAGGUCUUCAGAAAUAGAUACCAUUAGUAAUUUGUUGUUCAAUCAAUCACCGCAUAUAGAAAAUAAAAGAGCAUCUCAAACGUUCAAAGAAAGUAGCGAAAUAUCUAAGGAUGAAAAAGAGGACAACCAAAGCAUAAAUACAGAAUCUUUUGAGAAAUAUGAUGCGAAAAAGAAACCACUGAUUGAAAUAAUUGAAGAAUAUACCAAGAAGUCCAAAGAAAAUAAGGUUAUCAUUGAGAAGGUUAAAGAAGUUAAGGGAAUUGAAGAAGACGGAGACUUAAUAAUAGACCGUGAUAGAAAACUUGCUUAUGACAAAUUUAAAGUACAAAAAGUCGCUAAUAAAAAUACUAAGAGAUUAAAAAAACCGCGAAAGCACAUAAUUAUUAAAGAAGUAAGCAAAGUAAUUAAUAAACUUGGAGAUAACGGUGACUCAAAUGAAAAUAAUAAUGAUAAAAAAUGUGGUGAGAAUUCGAAACAAGAAGGUAAUGAAAGCGAAAACCAUGAAUCUAUUAAGCCUUCGAAUUCAACAAAUAUAACUAGCGAAAGCGAAAGAAGACGAGAGAUUGCCAAAGGCGAUGGUGAAGGUGAUGGUGAUGGUAAAGGUGAACACGACGCUGAUAAAGAUCUGGACUUAGAGCCAAGUGCCAAAGAUCUGGAAAUAUUUGCAGAACUAGAGAAGGAACAGUUGGAGAGAGAAGCCAGGAUCGCUAGAGGAGAACCUGCUGUCGAUCCUAUGAAACUCUACGAUGCUAAGAUUAUGGAGGAAUUCCAUAAAACACAGGAACCUGCGCCAGCGCAUGCGCUUGUUGAAAAAAAUUACGUUACAAGUUAUAGCAAACAAAAUGGGUUUGAUAGAAUCGCGCUUAGCCAAUUAACUGCAGGAGAAACACCAGAUGAGAGCAAAGUGAAACUGACUCAUGUACCAGGAGCAGCUCUCUAUCAAAAUGUUAACAAAACAUCUCCAAUUUCCGAAGUUACUUAUGAAAUAGGUGAAGAAAAAAUUGAAUCUGCACCAUCGUCUUCAGAUACGGAGUCUAUACAUAUAUCAGAUGAUUCUGAUCCAAACAGUUCAGAAAGCGAUUUACUUGAAUCGCCCAAAUUUAAAUGUAAAGAAAAUAAACCCAGACCAAGUACUAGCAAGGGCAUGUUUAAAAAUGAAAAUCUUAAAAGAAGAGACGAAGACCAAAACGUCGAUAGAAACGGUAACCCUAAUGACUCUGGUUCAAGUAACUUAGAUCAUAAUGAAGCAAAACAGACUAUUAUUGACAUGAUAAAUUCUUACGAUGAUGAUAGAUUUCCGUCACAAGGUACAAAUUAUUCAAAUAUGGCUGAAAACGAUCGCAUUAACAAUUCUGUAGCGACGGAAAUACUUAAUAAAACAAUCAAAUAUGAAGAGGACGAGAUGUACAAGCAGCUGGACGCGGUCAACACUCACGCCAGCCGCGUCGAUAACAGAACUAACUCUAUUAUCGAACAAAUAUCAGAUGAAUUGGAGAAUGAGUACAGCAUUACAGAAGUAUCCCAUAUAUUGGAAACGCAAGUACACGAAGCUGAACAAAGAUGGCGAUCAGCUCAAUUCGUGAGAUCAGCUCAAGCUGUUUCGUCCCCCACUAAAUAUAUUGUUGAUGAACUUGAUGCUACUUUAAUUCCAAGCGAAGAUGCUUCAUUUGAAGAUACUCUUACAGAAGAUAUAGAAAAAAAUAAAACUUUUAGUAUUGAUAAGGAUGGUGGAAACGAAAAUAUAGAAGAAGCUAAUGAUUCUGGGAUUUGUAACGAAUCUAUUGAUAACGUUAAGGUUUUUAAAGAGAAAGAGAAUGAUGAAGAAAUUAAUGAAACAAUGGAAAAUGUUAAAGACGUUUCUGCGGAUGAUGAGGUUUUCGAAGAUUGUGUAGAUGAUGUUGAAAAGAUAGAUAACGUUGAAAAUUAUACAUUAGAAAUGAAAUUGGCACUCGGAAUUGGUGAU
This is a messenger RNA of Brenthis ino (lesser marbled fritillary), 5202 nucleotides long. NCBI's taxonomy places the organism in Eukaryota, Metazoa, Arthropoda, Insecta, Lepidoptera, Nymphalidae. The record is from the annotation of a GenBank genome assembly.